Molecule: messenger RNA, 4791 nt
Organism: Osmerus eperlanus (European smelt)
Lineage: Eukaryota; Metazoa; Chordata; Actinopteri; Osmeriformes; Osmeridae
Product: thyroid hormone receptor alpha
Exons: 10
Coding region: 971-2038 (355 amino acids)
Biological process (GO): cell differentiation; positive regulation of transcription by RNA polymerase II; retinoic acid receptor signaling pathway
Molecular function (GO): nuclear receptor activity; zinc ion binding; RNA polymerase II cis-regulatory region sequence-specific DNA binding
Source: RefSeq, a predicted model, not a curated record
GAGCAUCUCCUAACUAUCGUUACCGAAAACAAACAGUACGACUGAUCACGAAUGGCUUUUGUGUGACAGAUGCAGAUGUGUUUGUAUUUUACUGUUAGUCCUGUAGAGAGCGGUAGAUAGUUUUAAUAAUUGUUUUAUGCGGGCCCAGAAUCGUGCGCGCCCCAUACUGUACUAGAGGAGGGAGGAGCAAUCAUAGUAUUCUCCUGAUUCCAUUUCCCUGUCGUGGCAACCCACCGAAACGCUUAGUGGAGCAAAACAUUUUGCACACACCUCAAGAAAUUUUCAAAAUUGGGAUAGAACUGUAACCUUGUUUUGAAGUCAAAGAGGAACUGACCGAUAAGUAUUUGACGGCAGGCUACGCCUGGUGGAGGACUUACCCCGGUAGCAGAGUGUAUCACUACACUUGCGCUGGAUACGGGGAACCCCUGACUUUCUCGCUAUAUUUGCAGUUUUAACAACGUAUUCAAGUCCAAACCAACCGAAGAAUCAUAAGGCUCUGUGUGGUGGAUGCAACCUCUCGUACCGAAGUCUGGACCCUAACUCCUACUGCUAGCCUAAUACCAAGUAUAGAGGGAGGAGACCAACAGUCCUACAGAACAUAGGCCUGGGGAAACCAUUAACCACAGACACACACAACAGGACACUGUGCUACUGUACCUGAAGUGCAUAUCAAAUUGUCACCUCUCGUUUGAAGACCCAGUCGUUCGUUACAGCUUCCUAUCCUGAUCCAAGUUCGCUCCUUCACACAUCUUCAGGCCUCUUGUGAAAGACGUGAUUAGAAAGCAGCGUGGGUGAAGCCGCAGCCUCCUCUCCCAGUACAGCCCCCAGGGCCGGUCCAGGGGGGUCGCUUCAGACAGGACCCUGUGAUGUCCCAACUGACUGACCCCCCAACCUGCGAAUGACAAGCGUGCAUCCGAGGGAGGGGCCCCACCUCAGUCUCCCAUUGAGCCGCUGGAUGGAAUUAAGGUGAAUGGAACACAUGCCCAAGGAGCAGGAGCCUAAUCUAUCAGAAGGAGAAGAGAAAAGGGUUUUUUUUCGGAGGACCAUCCAGAAGAACCUCCACCCGGCCUACUCCUGUAAGUACGAUGGCUGCUGCAUCAUCGACAAGAUCACCCGGAACCAGUGUCAGCUUUGCCGCUUCAAGAAGUGCAUCGCCGUUGGCAUGGCUAUGGACCUGGUCCUGGACGACUCCAAGCGAGUGGCCAAGCGGCGCCUCAUCGAGGAGAACCGUGAGAAGAGGAAGAAAGAGGAGAUGGUGAAGACCCUGCAGAACCGGCCCGAGCCCACGGCCUCCGAGUGGGAGAUCAUCCGCAUGGUGACCGAGGCCCACCGCCACACCAACGCACAGGGCUCCCACUGGAAACAGAAACGCAAGUUCCUGCCGGAGGACAUCGGUCAGUCCCCAGUGGCCCCCACGUCCGACGGGGACAAGGUGGACCUGGAGGCUUUCAGUGAGUUCACCAAGAUCAUCACCCCCGCCAUCACCCGCGUGGUCGACUUUGCCAAAAAACUGCCCAUGUUCUCUGAGCUGCCUUGUGAAGACCAGAUCAUCCUUCUGAAGGGUUGCUGCAUGGAGAUCAUGUCGCUCCGUGCCGCCGUGCGCUACGACCCCGAGAGCGAGACGCUGACCCUGAGCGGAGAGAUGGCGGUGAAGCGCGAGCAGCUGAAGAACGGCGGCCUGGGCGUGGUGUCGGACGCCAUAUUUGACCUGGGCAAGAGCCUGGCGCAGUUCAACCUGGACGACUCGGAGGUGGCGCUGCUGCAGGCCGUGCUGCUCAUGAGCUCAGACCGCUCCGGGCUCACUUGCGUGGACAAGAUCGAGAAGUGUCAGGAGACCUACCUGCUGGCACUCGAACACUACAUCAACUACCGCAAGCACAACAUUCCCCACUUCUGGCCCAAGCUGCUGAUGAAGGUGACCGACCUGAGGAUGAUCGGGGCGUGCCACGCCAGCCGUUUCCUCCACAUGAAGGUGGAGUGCCCCAACGAGCUCUUCCCCCCGCUCUUCCUGGAGGUCUUCGAGGACCAGGAAGUGUGAGCGCCCACUAGCAGGACGAAACAAAAACAAAGUCAUGAAAAGGAGGGGGGAGGGGCGUCUUUGCGGGACUCCUGUUUCUCCGACCGACUUCUCUGGGGUUAAAAACGAUAUGGCCACAACACACCAGCAGCAGGAGCCCAACCAAUCAGGAUUGCGUUUUUAAACCCCUCCUCCUCCUCCCCCCAUGAGCACCUGCUUUUCGAAUCCGUUUGGGGGCCCUUCUGUCUGAGCACGAUGUCUUAUCCAGUGAGAGUUGCAGACAUUUGCUAAGACACACACACACAAACACACACUCUCAAUUACUCACUUAUUUAAUUCCUCAACUCAUACACACACAGGGUGAGAGGUACCCCUCUCUCUGUGUUGCACUGCCACUACAUGGUGGUGCUCACGUUGUUCUACCUGUUUGGAAUAGCAGCAGCCAGAUCCUCAAUUGGUCAAUCUGUUUCACGGCUCGUCUCUGAAUUAAUGUCAAACAAUCAUUCAGAAGAAACAGUCACCAAGUACAAACUCAAACAGUGGUCUGUCUUACAGGUGGAUGUGCUAAAAGCAUCUCACCAUUUAAUGACCAGACUGGAGAAAAGCUGCCAGACCUAGUAUAAACUCCUAACUCACAACUGAGCCAUUUCUUUCUCUGAUUGGAGCAGUGAGCAUGUUCGUUUCACUCUCCGGUGCUAUAUUUAAAAAAGGCUACUCCAAUGUAUGAAUACGUGUCUACGUUGUAAAAGGCUAUGGCUCUGUAUCUACCUUCAGUUCUGUCAUUGGACCAGCUCCUGUGACACACACACACAUACCACACGCACACACACACCGGUAGACCUGCCUUGUCAUUGCCCCUGCUUCUUGUGCCAGCAGUAGCCCCUCUCAUGAAUGACAAUUGAGCUCUUUCUCUCCAAGGAAAGUCACUGCGGUGAAUUAAAAGGGAGGGAUGCUAACAGGAUUUCACUCAGGGUAAGGCUGAAGAGAAAGAGGGAAGGGCGGACGGGGGGGGGAGUGAGAGAAAAAGAGAAAGGCAGAUUUAAUAGCUGCUAGAUUGAGUGCCUAGAGACGGAAUAGGACCCCAGUCAGCUCCCACGCCCUGUCCUGUUGGAGGGCUUGAAUUGCAAGGUGCAAGGCAGGGAAGCUGACAUUACCAUAGCAUGCGCACAUACACACAUACACACACACAGAGAUACACACACACACUUGUACAAACAGCCUCACCUCAGAAAACUAAAAUGCCUCAUUUUACUGUAUGCACUGCGGUGCUUAAGCCCUAACCUGCAGGGCUCUUCUGAGUCGUCUCCGACUGGACUCAGCUCAGUGUGGCCCCUCCGGGCUUCCGUAUACAGGCCAUAACUGAGAGCGGGCAAGGCCAAUAUGGCAGAUCAUUUACCUCAAAGUGGGCACAGCCCAGGCUGGGGGCACCGCCACUGUCCCUGUCCGACAGGGUCUACCUCACCUCUCUGGACACAGGGCAGCUGCCCACAGCCUCCAUACACACACACACACACACAUACAAUACAAACAUGUGCAUUGCAUGUGCAUUGUGAUGAAUGGAUGCACAAUUAUAGACACAUGUCUAAAAAGACGAAACACACACACACAGUGCUAUCACUCAGUCAAAACAAAAUACCACUGAUGACAGGAGGGCCGGCCGGCUGUUCCCCAAAAUGAGCUCACCUUUUUUUUAGGUGGGAAGAGGGGGGUGAGGCUGGGGAAUGGUACCCAAACGCUCUGGGUUUUUUUUUUCCUUUUGUUAUGUGGGACCAAGUGUCACUUUUAGAAUUUGGAAUCCCAUUCUGUUCUAUCUCUGUCAAAACGGAAGGACAAGAACACCAGCGGAAGAUUAAGGAAGUGUACCUAGCUGGGGCCCCUCGGGCCAGCUUGGACCGGAGGGGUACAGAGAGACAAGACCCAAAAUGGCCCCUAGGCCAGGCCUAAACCGAUUGGGUUUAGCACAGUCUUCUAGGAAGAAAAACGUUUUUUGAGAAGAAACAACUAUUUUGAUGUUAUGCCAAGCAGUAGUAUGUGAAAGUGGGCCGAGUGGAUGAGUUUUUAGCAUGUGGAGGACGGUAUGGGCGUGGCGGGACUGAAAGGGAUCAUGGGUACCUGUGGUAGACGGCUAAGCCAUGCUGCCUCAACCUGAACCGCAACCGCCGUGGGGGGCAAACAGAACUGGAACACGACUGGUAGUUCAGCCUCGACCUCAGAGUGCUCUGGUAAAGGAGGAGUUCUUCGACCUCAUUCUCACCCCAGCUUGCCUCGCUCUGUCAUGGGAGAACCCCUCAACCUCACCUCACUGACCAUGACUGGCUUGCGGUGGGAGUUUUUGCACUACUGCAUUGGUUCCAGAACCUCACCCCCAUCCAAGCACCCCCCCCCCCCCACACACACACACUACCACCCUCACAUUAAAACCCCUGCCCCACCCCUGCACUCCUCCUUCUACGUUCAUAACUGAGGCAUGCACACUCUCAAGGAGACCUGUUGACCCGCCCUGUCUAACAGAGGAAUACCGGGCCAGGUGGGCUCUGAGCCCUGUCACAUUGUCAGUAUUAAACCAACAACCUUCCUCCUCCACCGAGGCCACUCUUGGCUACGGGACAUGUCCCAGGAUGCAACGGGUCAGCUUGUGGCCACACACAUCCUCCCAGCAGCUUUGGCCCCUGUGCAAUUUCACACAGCAGGUUUUCGAGCCAGGACUCUCCAGCAGAAGGGCCUAGCCCUGACCACAGACCCUUCUCAUCUGGCCCCCCUACACCUGCCCUCCC